Bursaphelenchus xylophilus (pine wood nematode) is the source of this 1068-nucleotide messenger RNA. The record is from the annotation of a GenBank genome assembly. Lineage: Eukaryota; Metazoa; Nematoda; Chromadorea; Rhabditida; Aphelenchoididae.
AUGAGGAUCACUUCGAGUAAGUGGUCGCAUUACAAUUUCCCUGAAGCUGAAGAUGAAAGCCGGGAAAAGGCAUACAAGGUGGUCCUAAUUUUUUCCCUUUCGAUCUCAUUGAUGACGUGGACGGCGAUGUGCACGGCAAUGCCAUUCCUCUAUCAGUACACUUACAUUGCCAACAAACAGUUCGAAAACGUUAUCGACUUCUGCGAGUUUACUGCACGAUCAGUAAAGAACGACACAUCUCUUCUAUUGAACGAGUUGAUUACGAUGCCAAGCUGGCAACGUAACGAAAUUUAUAGAAACAGAACUGUAGGUUUCAAUAAAGACUCUUUCUUAUUCUUUUAGCGUUUCGAACGUCAAAUCCCCUUCGAGUCUCAUAGUUCCGGUUGUCGUUGUGAGCCUGAGCAAGGCGCACCCGGUUUGCCAGGACGAAAAGGAAUGAAGGGAACCCAAGGUCGUCCUGGAACCUCUGGCAUCCCUGCAAGACUUCCGUGCGAGCCACUAAAGGAUUUGAAAAAGUAUUGUCCAGAGCAAUGUCCUCAAGGUCUACAAGGGCUGCCUGGCUCACGAGGUGAACACGGAGAUAAGGGACCUGAAGGCGAGAAAGGAACGCCAGGAAAGGAUGGCGACAACGGGAAACCGGGGCCACGAGGACAACCGGGCCCUCCUGGAAUUGACGGAACCGAUGGAGAUGAUGGUAAGUUAAGGGGUUUCUUUGUAAGAAAUGUUAUAAUCGCCUUGUUAAAUAAAAUUUUUUUAGGCGAACCCGGAGUUGACGCGCAGCCGACACCAUUCAUCCCAGGACCAGCUGGCCCACUGGGCGACCCUGGAGAGCAAGGUCCGGCUGGCCCACGAGGUAUGCCGGGAAUUGACGGCCCGCAAGGCCCCCAAGGAAAACGCGGCCUAGCUGGAGCUAAUGGCGUUCCCGGAUUCCGCGGAGUUUCUGGUCCACCCGGCCCCAUGGGAGACCCCGGUGAGCCCGGCAAACAAGGUGUUUGCCCAACGUAUUGUGCGACGGACGGCGGAGUCUUUUUCGUCGAGCCUCCAGAUUGGUUCUUUAACCAGAACUAG